Messenger RNA from Paracoccidioides brasiliensis Pb18, 666 nucleotides. RefSeq lists its product as uncharacterized. The record is from RefSeq and is a predicted model, not a curated record. Bases 1 to 666 code for a protein of 221 amino acids. The transcript has a single exon.
AUGGCGCCUUUGACCUUUAGCGAUAUAACGACCGCUGUUGCUUUCAUCUCUAUCAUCGGCCUCAUUAUGACCUACGACCACAUUACCUUGAUCAAACAGAGACUCGACGUUCUUAACAGCAGACUAUCAAACGCCAUACGGCAAUCAGAGGCAGCAGAGAAUGAAGCCCGCUCGGCAAUCGAAAAAUCCAACAUCUGUCGCAAAAAGAUGGCAAUGCUCGAGGAGAAGCUAAAUGACUACCAGACAGCUCUGAUGGACGAGAUCGCCGAAAUCACCCAGCGCCAGGACCUGAACGCCGCCGUCAGCCAUCGCGAUAAAGACAAGAACCACCAGGGGAGCGUUAGCCGCCCGCUCCAUGAGGUUCCUACCUCCUCCUCUCGCAAGACGGAUCAAUCGUACGUCAGCAGAAGACCGACUCGGGAAACUAUCCUGUCCCGUGAUACGUUUUCGCCGCACCGUUCCAUCUCUGCUGGGUGUGUUGGUGUGGAAUAUGCUCGCGGUGACCAGACGCCCAUACCACCAGUGCUGGUCAAGGGAAAAUCGGAUUCAGGGAAGAAUUCCAUGCGGUCGGUUAUAGCCAACUUAUCUUCCAAGGCGCCCUGGCGGCUGAAGACUAAAGAGAAGACGGCUGCUGUAAGGCAGAGGAUUUCGAGCUUCCACCUUUAG